UUUUUCUUUAUCACUUUAGCGCCCUCUGUUGUUUCCGCCUUUAUUUGGAUUGCUUCCACGCAUGCGCCAUCCAGAGACAGUGACGGCUUUUUUCAGUAGUAGAGCUACUGCUUAUUCAAGAUGCGUCUUUGGUCCUCUGGCCUCAUGACUCGGGUCUUUGUUUACGGCACUCUGAAGAAGGGGCAGCCCAACAACUACCGCAUGUUUGACAGCAACAAUGGAAAGGCCGAGUACCUGGGUUCGGCGUUCACCAUUCAGAAAUACCCACUAGUGAUCACCACCGAGUACAACAUCCCUUUCCUUCUCGACAUCCCUGGCCAGGGUCACCGAGUGCACGGGGAGAUCUACAAAGUGGAUGACCAGAUGCUGAAAUUCCUGGACGACUUUGAAAGCGUCCCAACUAUGUACCAGCGGACGGUGGUCCAGCUGGAGGUGAAGGAGUGGGUGGGGAAGAUGGAAGGAGAGGAGAUGCUGUCACCGGGUAGCAUCACGGAAGUGUUUGUGUACACCACCACGACGUACAAGCCAGACUGGCCCUCACUGCCGUGCUACGAGAGCUAUGACGCAGAGGGAGAUCACGGUCUCAAAUAUAAGCGUAGAGAAGAGCGGGACUGAUCUCACCGUGCUGAUGCAACUGACAAAUGGACCUCUACCUGGUAUUAGCAGAAUAGGUGGAGAAGCUCUCGGGAAAACAACACCUGGACAUGGGUGCUGUUUCCUGUCGUGUGUGGAAUUGAAAGAAAUCACAAGACAAAUACAUUUUAAUAGCAGAUAGCCAGGCGUACAAUCAAAAUAAGGAUAGUGUAGAGAAGGAAAAGGGCACACUGUGCCACUGAAAGUUGCACAUUAAUAAUGUUGUUUACAAAUUUGUUUUUAUUUUUAUGAUUUAUAAUCAUCUGGGAAGCAUUAUGAUCAAACUGGAAAGCUUUUUUUUGGCGUUUUGCUGUAACAUGAAUUAUAUCUUUAACGCUAAAUAUUUUGGUUGGAUGUCUGCUAUGACACUACCGGUUUAAACGCUAAACACAUGCACUUUUAAUAAUGCAAAGAUACAGCACGUACUGUAGUCUUAUAUGCAAAUCCUUUCACAUGUUGUGAAUUGCUGCACUGUAAACAUGGGUACUGGCCACCUAGUUUCUCACUAAUGUGAAAAUAUUAAUAGAAAAGCGGAUCUGCAGUUCAAUAAUUGCACAUGUAUAGUAAAUAUAAGCUGUAGGGGCAGCGUUCUCUGAACCACGUGCACCCAUUUGUCAGCUUCCUCUUUCAAUGUAAAAGCAUCAUUUUAGAAACAGACAAACCUCCAUGUCCCUGAGAAAAUCACUCCAGCCUGAUGCUGUGCACUACCGUUAACUUCCAGGUGAAGCUAAUGUACAAGUCCCUUGAACCUGCAUUCUUUUGUAUGGCCAGCCUGUGUGCUUCAUAAAAAAGUGAUUGCAUAGAAGUCUGGGAGGAAAUGACUGAUGAAUGUGUGAUGUCAUUGCCAUUAAACAAAACGCAUUGUGGCAUUUGAUACCCCUGCUCUUAUCAGUGCUAUCAAACAGAAGGUCCAGGAGCCAGAUUCAGCCUAGCAAAGGCUUCCAAUUUGACCCACUGUGGGGGGGGGGGCUUUGGAAAUUUUUACAGCUUUUCACACUGAUAAAGAUCUCAGAUUUUUAAAAUUUCUUUUCAUUUACUACAGUAGAAAAAAUGAUUUGCACUAUAAAUGUGUAGUUAAAUGUGUUUAUACUGACAGAAAGGAGAUUUUCACUGAGUUUGACACCCUAGGCUUGGAGCAUUUAUAGUAGUACACAGAUAUGAACUCUGAUUUUACACUAAUCUGCAGACAAUGUGUUUAAUAUUUACAUUCCGCACAUCUUUGUUCACCUCGAAAAUAAAAAUUCACCCUGAUAUUUUUUUUAUGAUCUUCCAUGUGCUGUGUUCAUCCCCUCUAGGGGAUAAACUCAA
Molecule: messenger RNA, 1941 nt
Organism: Oreochromis niloticus (Nile tilapia)
Lineage: Eukaryota; Metazoa; Chordata; Actinopteri; Cichliformes; Cichlidae
Product: gamma-glutamylaminecyclotransferase
Exons: 2
Coding region: 121-615 (164 amino acids)
Cellular component (GO): cytosol
Molecular function (GO): gamma-glutamylaminecyclotransferase activity
Source: RefSeq, a predicted model, not a curated record